Hevea brasiliensis (rubber tree) is the source of this 5148-nucleotide messenger RNA. Its product is annotated as putative disease resistance protein RGA3. The transcript has 7 exons. The record is from RefSeq and is a predicted model, not a curated record. Lineage: Eukaryota; Viridiplantae; Streptophyta; Magnoliopsida; Malpighiales; Euphorbiaceae. Gene Ontology annotation, biological process: defense response to other organism. Gene Ontology annotation, molecular function: ADP binding. The coding region runs from base 153 to 3266 and encodes 1037 amino acids.
UGAAAAUGACUGCCACCCUUGGAAAGUUCACACGGACCUAUAUAUUCGUAGAGUGAUUAGCGUUGAAUCAUAUCGCUAGCUACCACCACAAUCGUCUUCUUGUUUUCAAAUUUUGAUCAAACUCUUUUCUUCAAUCUUUGCAAGAAGGGACUAUGGCUGACAUUGUCCUGAGUUUGGUUGAUGCUGCACUGUCCAGGGUGGUUCCACUCAUUACUGAUGAAAUCAUCCUUGCUUGGAAUCUCAAGGAUAACUUGAAAGGCCUCCAAGAAUCUCUCACAAUGAUUCGUGCUGUGCUUCAAGAUGCAGAGGAGCAACCAACGAAGAGGGAGCCUGUGAAGCUUUGGCUGAAGAAGCUCCGAGAGGUAGCUUAUGAGGCUGAAGAUGUUUUCGAUGAAUUAGCCUAUGAGAAUCUUCGACGGAAGGUUGAAACGCAAGAGCAAUCGGGAAGGGAGGUAAACAACUUCUUUUCAUUCUCCAAAGGCACUCGUUAUGUUGAAAAAGCUACAUUGCAUGUCAAAAUGGCCCGCAAAGUUAGGAAUAUAAUUGAGUUGUUGAAUAAGAUCAAGAAUGAAGCCAUGGGUUAUGGACUUCAAGUUGUAACUAAAGAUAGAACAAUGCCUCAAAUCGACUUGGAUCGGGUCACGGACUGGGUCCUCGACCGCCCAGUUGUGGGUAGGGAAGCUGAUGUCUCUAAAAUUGUGAACUUGUUGAAUUGUUCCAAUGACCAACAAGUUCCUACCAUCGUGUCCAUAGUGGGGAUGGGCGGUCUGGGAAAGACAACCUUAGCUAAAUUGGUGUGUCAAGAAGUAAUGGAAAAAAAGUUUUUUGAUUUUAAAAUAUGGGUUUGUGUCUCUUAUAACUUUCAUGACGAAAGGAUUUUAGGGGAGAUGUUGCAAACUCUCAAUGCAAACACGGGUGGGUUGAAAAACAAAGGUGCAAUACUUCGGGGGCUCAAAGAGGCAUUAGAGGGAAAAAAAUUUCUACUUGUUCUUGAUGACGUGUGGAAUGAGGUAUCAGAGAGAUGGGUUGCUUUAAAGAAUCGUUUAAAAGAAGUUAGUGGAAAGAAUACUGGAAGUGCUAUUGUUGUCACAACUCGUAGCGGGCAAGUGGCAUCCAUAAUGGAGACAUCUAUGGAGACAUAUACUCAUUACAGGCAUACAUUGAAUUUGUUGUCUGAUGAUGAAUGUUGGUCCAUUAUGAAGGAAAGGGCAUUUGGAAAUGGAGAAGCAUCAAUACCUUUAGAUUUGGAGUGCAUUGGAAAGGAGAUUGCAAAAAAAUGUAGAGGAUUGCCAUUAGCCGCAAAAGUUUUAGGUGGAACGAUGGGUUUCAAAAGGGAUAAGGAAGCAUGGUUGUCAAUUAUGAAUAGUAAUGAUUUGAAUUCAUCAGAUAACGAGGAUAAUGUUGAGUCUGUACUAAAGCUAAGUUUUGAUCAUUUGCCUCCAUUUUUGAAGCCAUGUUUUGCAUAUUGUUCAAUUUUCCCCAAAGAUUUUGAUAUUGCAAAGGAAGAAUUAGUUCAGCUUUGGAUGGCUGAAGGUUUUCUUGGGUCGUCUAGUCAAGAUGAGGGCAACAAGUAUUUUAAUGCCUUGCUGCAGAAUUCCUUUUUCCAAGAUGUGGAAAGGGAUGCAUGUGAGAAUAUUAGAUGGUGCAAGAUGCAUGAUCUUGUGCAUGAUCUUGCAUUGUCUUUGACCAAGUCUGAAACGUUGACGUUGGAGAAUUGCACAACUGGUGAUGAUAUAUCUUCCACUCGUCGUUUAUAUGUAGAUUGUCAAAAUGCAACAACUUUGAUAGCAUUUUUAAAAAGGGAUGCUAAGAAGUUGCGUAGUUUAUUCAUAAAGGGAAUUGCCUUUGAUGGACCUUGGAAGUUGAAAAGGUUGCGGACUCUAAACUUGGAAGAUGCUGAUAUUGAAGAGUUGCCAUCUUCAAUUGGCAAGUUGAAACAUUUAAGAUAUCUUAAUGUCUCAGGUACUAAAAUUGAAGUGUUGCCUGAAUCCAUCACUAAGCUCUACAAUUUGCAAACAUUGAAAUUCAGUUGGUGCAAUUCACUUAAAGAGGUUCCUAGAAAUAAAAUGUGCAAUCUGAUCAGCUUGAGGCAUAUUGAAUUUUCUGAAGAUGACCAUAUGCCAUCUAUGGCGGGGCGUUUAACUUGUCUUGAAACACUCUCAUUAUUUGUUGUGGGUCCAGAUAAGGGAGGUAGCAUUGAAGAACUAAAAUGCUUAAACCAACUAAGCGGGGAGUUGACACUAAAUCAUCUUGAGGAGGUGAGAGACAAAGAAGAAGCUAAGAAAUCAAAUCUGCAGAGGAAAACAAAAAUAAGGACCCUGCAAUUUGAAUGGAGUGAUGGACGAGAAGUAGGGUGCAAUGAUGUGGAAGUGUUGGAAGGCCUUGAGCCUCACCCAAAUAUAGAGGGAAUAACGAUAGAGAAUUAUUUGGGUGAAAAAUUGCCGCCAUGGCUGUUGAUGAUGAAAAUUCCAAGUGACGGAGAUUCUUCCAGAGUAUUCGAUAAUUUGGUGGAGCUUACGUUGCGGAACUGUAAGUGGUGUGAACAACUCCCAAUGCUUGGACAUCUUCCUCGUCUUAAAGUACUUUGGAUAUCUGGAAUGGAUAAGAUCAGAAGUAUAGGAAAUGAAUUUUAUGGCAUUGGCGAUGGAAGCACGAGCAAUGGAGUGAGGCCCUUUCCAAGUGGACUGAAAUCCUUCACUUCUCUAGAAAAAUUGGAAAUAUCUGAAUGCGAAGCGCUGACAUCAGUUCCCGAAUAUUUUAGCGAAUUGCAUUCUCUUAGGCGUUUACGAAUAACAAAGUGCCAAAGUUUGAGUUAUUUUCCAAAGAAUAUAUUAGGCGGCCUCACUCGAUUAACGUUUUUACAAAUCGGUGGUUUCUCGGAGGAGUUGGAUUCUUUCCCUUAUCUGAAUUCAAUCCAAGACCUCCCAUCCCUUGAAACCUUAUGGAUAUAUGGGGAUGAUAGAGGUAGAAUCAAGUCUCUGCCAGAUCAACUUCAAAGCCUCACUACCCUGAAGGCAUUAUAUAUAUGGUGUUUCGAUGAAAUGGAAGCUUUGCCAGAGUGGUUGGGCAACCUAUCAUCACUAAAAUACCUUCGCUUUUGGAACUGUGACAAUUUGAAGUAUCUACCUACAGCUACAGCCAUGCGACGACUCUCCAAAUUAACGGAAAUUAGAAGUUUUAGCUGUCCCUUUCUUAGGGCAAAUUGCGCCAAGGGGAGUGGCUCUGAGUGGUCCAAGAUUUCUCAUAUCCCGUGCAUACGUAUAUAAGAGACUGGGCUGACGAGAGUUUAGUAAUUGGAGGAAAAGUUGGAUUCAUUGUUGCUACCCUUAACCUCUGCUGAAAACAUCACAUUAAGGGAAACAGAACUCUACCCUUAAGCUCUUGAGCUUGUAAAAAGGGCGUUCUCUUCGUUCUUUAAAAAUAGCAGUGCGUCAAAAUUUGAGUUAUUUUCCAGAGAAGAUAUUCGGUAGGCUCACCUGAUUGAGGAAUUAAGAAUUGGUGAUUUCUCAGAGAAAUUGGAUUCUUUACCUUUUUUUCUCCUCUUUGGGAGUGGACACUGAACAAGCUUUAUUUGUGAAUUCUCAGCUUGAAGCUUGUUUAUUUUGAACCGAAAGAAGAGAUGAAUUUUGUCAUUAUUCAGUCUAUGGUUUCCAUCACCUUAAGAUUACUCAGAUCCCAAAUAUCACAGAAGAAAAUGAGGAGAUGCAUUUAUAAUUAAUUAUUUUGGGAGGAAUAUGCAAAAUAUCAGUUCACGUGAGAAAUAUUAUGAUUUAUUUGUCUAUACCUUUUGGUUUCAGUUUUUUUCCUUUUGACUCUCCAGCACUUGUUAAUGAUUUCAUGGGAUGCCUUUCUUUCAGUUAAUUCCAUGGAAAUGGAAACUUUUGGAUUAUAAAUCAAUAAUCCAUCUCCUGCACUCAGUGCAUUUUUCAUUGGUAUGUCUGACUUCCCUUAUUGAACCCAUAUGCUAUGGUUUUUCCAUUAUUUUAUGAUAUAUUUCCUUUAUGUAAUGAUUUGUACAAACUUCCACUUUCGAAACCUUUCACAUGAACAGGGGGCAUGGCUGUGAUAUGAGAAAAUGCAUGUAGCUUUCCUUGGCAUGUUUCCUUUAAAGUGUAGGAGAUUUUCCAGAUUCAAGAUUCUCUACAUUGUAUUGGAUGGCAAAGGGAAGAAGAUCACGCUAAAUUAUGUGCACAUGCUGACUUGCGUGCAGAAGUUGCAGAGCUAUUUGCAAAUCUUGAGGCUUGUAAAUUUUGUGUUGAAGAUUCCCAUAUAUUUUCAAGGGAAACACCUCAUUCUGGAAGGGUUCGAUCGUUUGCGAGUUUCUUCGUGGAAUUCAUGCACACGAAGAUAUUGCAGACUUGUAUAAUUUGAUACUAUCCAAAUUCUUUACACUCAAUUAAACCAUCUCAAUUAUAAAUCACUUCAUGUUUAUUGUUGCAGCAUUAACUUUGCUAGCUGUUUUGUUGAUUUUCUUCACAAGGAAGCUUUGGAACUUCAAGGAAAGAUAAAUUGGUAGAUGGUCCUCCACUUUAUACUUCAUGAGAGAUUGCAAGAUGCAAGAUCAUCUCAGAUGUACAGCUGCAUUGUUUUCUCUGCCAUUUUCUGCUUUCAUUUGAGCCAAUUGGGAGAAGACAAAAAAUUGUUCAGCUGACUAGAAAGCAUGUCUUUGGACUUUGGAGCCAUCAAUUUUGUCUCAAAUGAAAGACCCAAAAAGCUUUAGAGAUUGUUACUGUGGCCUUUUAGCUCCUUACGGGAUUAUGCCUGCUAAAUUUUGAGUUCAAGCUGUAAAGACUGAAGAGAGCAGAGAAAGUUUACAUCACCAACUCAAACUUUGAGCUUCGUGUUGUUGCUUGUGCAAUUUGAGCUUUGAGGUCCCAAUUUGAUAAAAUACUUCUAUUAAAGAUUUGACCAAAUGAACAAUUGAAAUUGCUUUGCAAUUAGAACCAUUAGAAGAUGCAACAGGACUUAUCCAUUGUAGCACUCCUUGUUGCAGUUGUUCUAUAUCUUCUUAGAUAAGAGAAGGAUGUGAAAUAAUUCAAUUUUUUUCACUAGUUCAGGAUAAUCCUGAUUAUGAAAUUCUAGCAUGUACGUCUACAACCUACAUGCCGAAAUGAGUUGUGAAACAUAUAUUACAACCGAUUUCUUUUC